GACGCACUAUGACAGAUCAGGCCUUUGUGACGCUGACCACAAACGAUGCCUAUGCCAAAGGUGCACUGGUCCUGGGCUCAUCUUUAAAACAGCAAAGGACUACAAGGAGGAUGGUUGUACUCACCACCCCACAGGUCUCAGAUUCCAUGAGAAAAGUUUUAGAGACUGUCUUUGAUGAAGUCAUCAUGGUAGAUGUCUUGGACAGUGGCGAUUCUGCUCACCUAACUUUAAUGAAGAGGCCUGAGUUGGGCAUCACUCUGACGAAACUCCACUGCUGGUCACUUACUCAGUAUUCCAAAUGUGUGUUCAUGUAUGCAGAUACUCUGGUCCUCACAAAUGUUGAUGAUCUUUUUGAAAGAGAAGAAUUGUCAGCAGCACCAGAUCCAGGGUGGCCUGACUGCUUCAAUUCUGGAGUCUUUGUCUAUCAACCCUCAAUUGAAACAUAUAACCAGCUGUUGCACCUUGCUUCUGAGCAAGGUAGUUUUGAUGGUGGGGACCAGGGCCUACUGAAUACAUAUUUUAGUGGCUGGGCAACAACAGAUAUCAGGAAACACUUGCCAUUUGUGUAUAAUCUGAGCAGCAUUUCAAUAUACUCCUACCUCCCGGCAUUUAAAGCGUUUGGUGCAGAUGCCAAAGUUGUGCACUUCUUGGGACAAAUCAAGCCAUGGAAUUACACGUACAGUCCCCAAACAAAAAGUGUCAAAUGUGAAUCUCAAGACCCAACUGUGAGUCACCCAGAGUUUCUGAACCUGUGGUGGGACAUCUUCACCACCGGUGUUUUACCCCUGCUUCAACAACAAGGCCUAGACAAAGAUGCCUGCUCCUCUCUAACGAUGGAACAUGUCUCAGGAGCUUUGUCACACCUGUCCAUUGGGGAAGCCCAGGCUACACCACAACCUUCUAUGUCCUCAGAAGAAAGAAAGGAGCGGUGGGAACAGGGCCAGGCUGAUUACAUGGGAGCAGAUUCUUUUGAUAACAUCAUGAGAAAACUUGACACUUACCUACAAUAGAAGCACUGCCAUUUCCCUGUGGACACAUCCACGUCUUGGGCACAUUUCUGAUACUUAUAGUAUGUGAAGCUGGUUGAAAAGUCUGUUACAUUUGUUAGAGGCUUUCACUAUACCUCACCAGAUGAGGAUUUGGGCAGGACAGAAGAUGAGAACUGGUCAGAUGUUAUGAAGUAGUAAUUCUGUUUUAUGGAAAAGUGCUGUUUUAACCCUAGACUUUUCCUAGAAAUUCGUAAUUCUUCAGUUGCCAACAUAUAUUGUAAAGGAAAGCCAACAUUAAAUUACUAAGAUGGUU
This is a messenger RNA of Mesocricetus auratus (golden hamster), 1302 nucleotides long. Its product is annotated as glycogenin-1-like. Gene Ontology annotation, molecular function: glycosyltransferase activity. Lineage: Eukaryota; Metazoa; Chordata; Mammalia; Rodentia; Cricetidae. The record is from RefSeq and is a predicted model, not a curated record. The transcript has a single exon. Gene Ontology annotation, cellular component: cytoplasm. Bases 9 to 1010 code for a protein of 333 amino acids.